UUUAAGAUUACAGAGUCCCAUAUCCUAAAAUGUCAAAUUUUUUAUUUACGCAUGCAUUAUAUAUCAAUCGAUAAAAUACAAUCAGUGCCCAGCGAAACGUAAAAAUCGAUUGGUGUCUAAACAAUCGAAAUUUAGAUUAAUGAAUUAGGCUACAGGAAACGAUCGACAAAAUAUGAUGAAGAAUGGAAGAAUUAACCGAAUCGCCCGAAUUAACAAGCCUGACUUCGAAUGAACAUGAAAAGCCAGAGAUUGAUCCAUUGGGGAUCUACGAAGGCGAAAGAAAUGAGAAUGGUGAGAGGCAUGGAAACGGAAAGACUUUGCUACCAAAUGAUGACAUGUAUGUUGGUCAAUAUCGUAAUGGAUUUAGGCAUGGCAAAGGAAUCUACGUAUUUAAAAACGGUGCCCGAUAUAACGGCGAUUGGAGAGACGGACAGAAAUACGGGCAAGGAAUCUUUUGGUACCCUGAUGGAACGCGAUACGAAGGGGAAUGGAGACGCGACGCGAAGCACGGUUUCGGCAUUUAUUAUUAUAUGAACAAUGACAUUUACGAGGGCUCGUGGAAGGAUGAUCUUCGUCAUGGUAUAGGAACAUAUUUAUACGCUGAUACAGAAACGAAAUUUAUGGGGACAUGGAUGGAAGAUCGCAUGCAAGGACCCGGACAACUCAUUCAUCCGUGCUGUCAUUUUCAUGGUUUUUGGAAGCUGAAUUUGCCAUAUGGACGUGGUUGCUUCACUUUUGAAAACGUGUGUAUGCAGCAUGGUCAUUAUAUAUAUGUGAGAGAUCCCAUGUUUGAUGACUCAACUUUGAUAAACACGGAUAAAAUCAUGGAAGUAAAAUUCGAAACCGAUAAUGACGACAAAACAUUGACGACGUCAACAUUGAAAGAAUCAUCCCUGAAAAUGGGCUUUCUACCAAUAUGGCGCGCGCGUUGUAUUACUCCUUAUAACCCGGAGUUAUUGCCGCCGGAAACAGUAUCCCUGCGAGAGGAAGUAAUUAAAAUCAUAAUUACGUAUAUUUGAUAAUUCAAAUAUUACAUCGUAAUUAUCCUUCAUGCAAUCUGUUUUAAUACGUAUACCGAUACGUGGGUGACACUGAUGUCGAUUUCUUGAAUAACCAAUAGGAAAUUGAUAAAUCGGUUAAUACAGGUGGAUUUUAUAGCA
Acromyrmex echinatior (Panamanian leafcutter ant) is the source of this 1160-nucleotide messenger RNA. Its product is annotated as Radial spoke head protein 1. The record is from RefSeq and is a predicted model, not a curated record. Gene Ontology annotation, cellular component: motile cilium; nucleus. NCBI's taxonomy places the organism in Eukaryota, Metazoa, Arthropoda, Insecta, Hymenoptera, Formicidae. Gene Ontology annotation, biological process: axoneme assembly.